Molecule: messenger RNA, 2802 nt
Organism: Cyprinodon tularosa
Lineage: Eukaryota; Metazoa; Chordata; Actinopteri; Cyprinodontiformes; Cyprinodontidae
Gene: snx6
Product: sorting nexin 6
Exons: 14
Coding region: 72-1295 (407 amino acids)
Cellular component (GO): endosome
Molecular function (GO): phosphatidylinositol binding
Source: RefSeq, a predicted model, not a curated record
UUCCAUGAUUUGUUUUCCUGUCACGUGACUCGGCAGCUGCGUCCACUUCCUGGCUCCCUCCGUUCGCAGCCAUGAUGCAGGAAGGGCUGGACGACGGACCCGACUUCCUCUCCGAGGAGGACCGGGGAACCCGAGCGGUAAAUGUGGAACUGGAAAUGGACCCCACGCUGCAGGUGGACAUCUCUGACGCUCUGAGCGAGAGGGACAAGGUGAAGUUUACCGUCCACACCAAGAGCAACCUCCCCACCUUCAAACAAAACGAGUUCUCUGUGGUCCGACAACACGAGGAGUUCAUCUGGCUGCACGACUCGUUCGUGGAAAACGAAGACUAUGCAGGAUACAUCAUCCCUCCAGCCCCCCCCAGACCUGACUUUGACGCGUCCAGAGAGAAGCUGCAGAAACUGGGCGAAGGAGAAGGGUCCAUGACGAAGGAGGAGUUUACCAAGAUGAAGCAGGAGCUGGAGGCAGAGUACCUGGCCAUCUUCAAGAAGACCGUCGCCAUGCAUGAGGUCUUCCUCUGCCGCGUCGCAGCUCAUCCCAUCCUAAGGAAGGACCUGAAUUUCCACGUCUUCUUGGAGUACAACCAGGAUCUGAGCGUACGAGGGAAGAACAAGAAGGAGAAACUGGAGGAUUUCUUUAAGAAUGUGGUGAAGUCGGCUGAUGGCGUUCUGGUGGCUGGGGUCAAGGACGUGGAUGAUUUCUUCGAGCAUGAAAAGACGUUUCUAUUAGAAUAUCACAACAGAGUGAAAGACGCCUCAGCCAAAUGUGACCGAAUGAUCCGCACACAUAAAAAUGCUGCUGAUGACAUGAACAGGAUCGCCUCGUCUCUGUACACGUUAGGAACACAAGACUCCACGGACCUCUGCAAGUUUUUCCUGAAGGUAUCUGAGCUGUUUGAGAAAACCAGAAAAAUUGAAGCUCGAGUGGCGGCGGAUGAAGACCUGAAGCUGGCCGACCUGCUGAAAUAUUACCUGAGAGAGUCACAGGCUGCUAAGGACCUUCUGUACCGGAGGAGCCGGGCGCUGGUGGACUAUGAGAACGCUAAUAAAGCUCUGGACAAAGCUCGGGCUAAAAACAGAGACGUGUUGCAGGCAGAGACCAACCAGCAGCUCUGCUGCCACAAGUUUGAGAAGAUCUCUGAGUCUGCCAAGCAAGAACUCAUCGAUUUCAAGACGAGAAGAGUGGCAGCAUUCAGGAAGAACCUGGUGGAGCUGGCCGAGCUGGAGCUCAAGCAUGCCAAGGGAAACUUGCAGCUACUGCAGAGCUGUGUAGGCGUCCUGAAAGGAAACACUUAACCGUCCGACCCGCCUGCAGCCAGCUGGACACGCCGCUGUGAGGGCAGAGCCUGCAGGAACGGACAAACACUGAGAACCGCGGACCAGACCGACAGCCGAGGGUCGCAAAUGACACCAAGUCUGUUUUCCUUAUCACCACCACCCCACCCACCCUCUAAUGAGACACCAUGCUUGAUCUUCUGGUUCAUUAUCAGAACUUCAACUCAGACACUGGUCCUACCGGCCGAAUGCAAGCCAUGCAACACUCCUGCUGUGCUUUUAUUCUAGACUAGUAGAACCAGAAGUCCAUUUACAGCCUUUAUUUCCCCUAAAUAUGCCCUUCAUUAAAAAGUAAUCCCAUAUGAUUACCCAUAGAAAAAUCAGGUUAAUCUGAUCUCUACAGUCUGGAUCCAGUGCAGCUCCUCGGCUGUAGGACAAACCAUCAGUAGUGGUGCUGAGUUUAAGCACUAAGAACUCUUUUAAAUAGCCUAAAUGAAAUACCUUAUAAUCUGAAGAUAGAUGCAAUGAGCUGAUAAAUCUGUUAGAUCACUAAUCCACACUCGCUAUAAACCAACCAGAAGCAUAAAGAGAUGUAGAGCAAGGUACGAAGCAUCCUGUCGGUCCUUACCGACUGCUUCUGACAAGUUCCUGGGUGACCUCCAGGGUCUAAAGGUGAAGUUAUUUUCUACUGAAAGAAAUCAAAAGGAAACUCCAUGAGGAAAAAAACAAAAAAAACAUAUCAAGUAAUAAAGCGUCAAACAUCAGUGGAACAUGACACCCAAACAUUUCUAGCGUCUCACAUGUUCUCCUUCCAUAUUCUGUCAGAUUUUUCUCCUGAUUAAAUAUGUUACAUAUUUGACCUUAGCUGGACGGUUACUGAAGUACAGGUAGCCAAAUCAGUAAAAAGAAAAACAUACUUCAAAGGUUUCUAUUCUGUUUUUUUUUUUACACAUGAGAAGUUUUGUUGUUACCCGUCCACGCCGCCCUCCUCGGUUGUCAUGCCGAUGCUUGUACAUCUGGGAGCUGUUUCGAUGUGUUUCCGCUGAUGUGUGCAGAUGGGAGCCAGCUCUUAGUACCUGUUCUAGUUAGUGUCAUUAAAGAAGAAAAAUCUAUGACACACAACUUGUACUUAUUUGUAUUAACCAAUGAAUGCUAAUCGUCUGUUGCUUCGGUUUUGUCUAGAGAUGCUUGUUUUCCAUUCCAGUCGAUGGUGGAGCUUCACUCUGUUUGCCUUAAUGUCAGUCGUUCCGUUUGACUUUUCAAAACGAAGAGAGAAAACUUCAGAAUGCAUGUUUUCUUGUGUGUUAUUUUCCUUUGUAUGAAUGUUUAUUUUUUUUCACUCUUUUGUGACCAAAGCUUCCAUCACCAAUUAAAGAUGAACGAUUAUUAACGGCGAUGUGAUGAAACGGUGCAGAUUUAAAUGAAUGAUUUUGAAAUUUGAACGUUUUACUUGUUUAAUCUUCAGCAGGUCUGUAAUCCACCACAGCCAUCCGGAUUCAAUUAAACUUUAUGGACACUUUUCUUACAA